Messenger RNA from Tarenaya hassleriana, 937 nucleotides. RefSeq names its product OTU domain-containing protein 6B. The coding region runs from base 53 to 937 and encodes 294 amino acids. Gene Ontology annotation, biological process: protein deubiquitination. The record is from RefSeq and is a predicted model, not a curated record. Gene Ontology annotation, molecular function: cysteine-type deubiquitinase activity. NCBI's taxonomy places the organism in Eukaryota, Viridiplantae, Streptophyta, Magnoliopsida, Brassicales, Cleomaceae. The transcript is spliced from 3 exons.
CCAUCAAUUGCCGCCGUCGCUCUCGCCUAUCAUCUUCGACCAGGUUCUGGAAAUGGCUGACAGCCAAGAAUCUGGGGAUAAUGUAUCCGAAGCAACCUCAGUUGAUACUUCUCAGGAGCAACAGGCAACCAUUGAUGAGGUGCUUUCCAGGCACAGGAAAGAGAUAAAACAGCUGCAGAACAAGGAAACCGAGCUGAAGAAGGCGGCUGCUAAAGGAAGCAAGGCCGAACAAAAGACCAAGAAGAAGCAGGUUGAGGAAGAGAUCUCCAGACUCUCUGCAAAGCUCAAGGAAAAACAUGCCCAAGAACUUACCGCCCUAGGAUACAGCGGCGCUAAUGAAACAGACAACAAAAAAGGAGACAUUGACAGCCUGGUGCGGGCCAUAGCUGGUGUCGGUGUUGCUGCUCAGCCCGAGCAUUCCAGAACCAGCAAGAGCGCAAAGAGGCGAGAGAAACGUGCUCAACAGGAAGCGGCAAGAGAGCAGAGGAUUCAGGAGGAGCAGAGCAAGAUGACAAGCGACAACAUGGUGGAGAAGGAGAGGCUUGAGAGGAAGCUCCAGCCUCUCGGGCUGACCGUCAAUGAGAUAAAACCCGAUGGGCACUGCCUCUAUCGGGCCGUGGAGGACCAGCUGGCCCAUCUAACAGGCGGAGCCUCUCCUUACGACUACCAGAAGCUGAGGCAAAUGGUGGCAGCGCACAUGAGGGAGCACGCCACUGAUUUCCUCCCGUUUUUCCUGUCAGAGGGCGAGGAAGAAUCAGAGGGUUCAGUGGAAGAGCAGUUUGAGAAGUACUGCAGAGACGUCGAGUCAACGGCGGCAUGGGGGGGUCAGUUGGAGCUCGGGGCAUUGACUCAUUGCCUGCGGAAACACAUAAUGGUGUAUUCGGGAUCAUUCCCGGAAGUCGAGAUGGGGAAAGGAUGUUGUAGUUAUAAUUCUUAA